This is a messenger RNA of Hyposmocoma kahamanoa, 1170 nucleotides long. RefSeq lists its product as uncharacterized. The record is from RefSeq and is a predicted model, not a curated record. Gene Ontology annotation, molecular function: mRNA binding. Lineage: Eukaryota; Metazoa; Arthropoda; Insecta; Lepidoptera; Cosmopterigidae. Gene Ontology annotation, biological process: regulation of alternative mRNA splicing, via spliceosome. Gene Ontology annotation, cellular component: nucleus. Bases 1 to 1131 code for a protein of 376 amino acids. The transcript has 9 exons.
AUGACGACGUACGCGCGCCCCACGCAGCAAGGCAUCACGCGUGUCGCGACGGGUCAGCCGCAAGGCAAGUGGCCGCGGCCGCGCGCCCACCUCGCGCCGCGGGGCUCCCGUGCGCGCGCAGCUAAGGGUUCAUCUUUCGUCGUUUGUCGUAGGUUUAACUUCGUGGGUAAACUUCUGGGGCCAAAGGGCAACUCUCUGAAGAGGCUGCAGGAGGACACCAUGUGCAAAAUGGCUGUACUCGGCAGAGGUUCCAUGAAGGAUCGCCAAAAGGAGGAAGAACUGCGUGUCUCAGGAGACCCGAAGUUCGCUCAUCUGUCGGAUGAACUUCACGUCGAAAUCAGUGCGUUCGCGACACCUGCAGAAGCGCAUGCGCGGAUCGCGUAUGCCCUUGCUGAACUGAGGAGGUUCUUAGUUCCUGACUACAACGACGACAUCCGGCAGGAGCAAAUGUUGGAGAUGCAAAUUCUAUCGUCACAGAGCGACCAGAGGAGACUUACACCUCCUGAUUCCUCUAGAAGCGGCAGUGAGGAAACCUUGCCGUUACGAGAUACGCACAAGCACAGGCUAACAGGCGUACAGCCAACUGCUGCGCAGGCACCGCUACCGGGUAUGCCAGUCAACCACGCUGCUAGAGACUUCUCCCCGCCCGCGCCAACGCCUGCUCCGGAUCAUCUCUCCGCUGCUCAUCAUCAGCUUGCAGCUGGUCACACAGCCGGAAUGUUGGUCGGCGGAGGGGUACUGCAGCAGCCACCCACUCAUCAUUUAUUGACACAGAAUUCUCUCCUAGGUGGUGGUGACAUCCUGGGCCUGAGCAGCCCCGUGCUCAGCGGUGUAUUGCACGCCCAUCCGGCACUGCGUGGAGUUAAACCAGCCGCUGUGCAUGCGCUCGCCACGCAAGGUGCGGGUGGGUCGGCGGCUGCGAGCACAGCGCGCAAGCGGCCGCUGCUGGGCGGCGCACGGGCCGCCAUGUCGCCGACUAAGCGUGCCGUCAUGACGCUGCUAGCCAAAGCGAGGGCGGCUACGCAUAAGCAUACUCCUACUUGGCCUGCGCCACAUGAACACACGGCGCUUCUACCUCUUAUAAGAGACGAAUUUGUGACAGGAGUCGGCGUGAAUAUCAACCUAGCGUAAUUUAACAUUCUACAGGGCCGAGCUUAGAAGGGGCGCUAA